AACAACGUGUUCUCUGUAUACAUAGUGGAACGUGCCGAAGUCAGUCAGUUAAUAACAGGCAGUGACUCGAGGAGUUGACAUUUAUCAGAGGCUCCUCUGCGACUGACAUCAAUCAUUUCACCUGGCGUGGGAGCCGAGAAUUAAAGACAGCUAAAGGGAUUCUGACAUGCACUUUCAGAAAUCACCGAAGGAAAAGGCGUGUUACCCUCUGCCCACAGUGAAGAAACUCCUGGAGCAGAAGAGAAAGAGAGAGACCUCCUCAGCACCCCCCUCCUGCUCUACAGCAUCUUAUACUGCUGGUGGCGCUGCAUCUGUCCCAGUCAGUCAAAACUAUUAUACCUCUAAGUAUGAUUGUCUUGAGGCUGAUAUAAACGUCUUUAAUCAUCCUCCAAAAUGUUUCCAACAGGUGUUGGCAUCAGUACAAUCUCCCACUGUCGGAACCAGUGCAAGCUACACAGACAUGGGCGCAGUUAGAUACGACCGGUGGGAAGUUUCCAGCAUUCAUCAGGCACAUUCCUCCCUACAGCAGUGCAACCCUUUCUCGUUCAUGUCCAGUUCCUCCAUCGCACCAAACUUUACCCAGACUGGACAAACGCUUGCCACUGGCUACAGCCCUCAGCAGAUGCAAGACUGCCAGGAUGCCCAGACAACACAGCAAUAUUCUAUAACAGAGUGCCCUGUAACUGCUGCCGGGACUGAUUUGACUGGGACAGUCCCCGUUCAGAGCUCAGGCUUGUGUUGGCCAUCUGAAUCCAGAGCAGAGGAUCACACAAGCCAAUACGUUCUCCAAGAGUUCAGGGCCCAAAUGGAUAUGGUGAAGCUGCAGGAGGCUCGAGUCUUCCUGCAGAACAUGGAUUAUAGUAGAACCACCUGGCAGGAUGAUGAUGGGGACACGAUUUUACAUAUCUAUACUGCGAAAGGCCUGAGGGAAUAUGCUUUUGCUGCUGCGGAGAAACUUUGUGGACUGGGGAAGUUGGACUCUAAAGAACACAAGGGCAAGACUGCUUUGCUGGUGGCUGUAACUGCUAAUCAACCAGAUAUAGUCCAGGAUCUCCUCACUCUUGGUGCGGACAUCGGCAUCUGUGAUGUCAACGGUCAAACUGCGCUCCAUCUGACUGCCACCUACGGUUUCCCUCGUGUCAUGGAGGUUAUUCUCUUUGCUGGACUGCCAGUGGACCUGGAGGCUCGUAAUUUUGAAGGUCUGACUCCUCUGCACUGUGCAGUGAUCUCUCACUGUGCCACGAUGAAGGCUAUACAUGCCUCCUCCUCAUCCUCAACAUGGCUGGUCGAUGGCGGUCUACAGACUCAGGCAGAAGAUAAACUGACGUGUUUGAGGCUUCUUAUAAAUGCUGGGGCUUCAGUUCUCAGUCAGGAAAUCAAAAGCAACAAGACCGUUCUUCACCUGGCAGUGAAGGAGGGGAAUAUCCAUCUCGUGCGCUUCCUUCUGAGCCUCCAACUCUCCAAUAUGCAAGCGUUCAUCAACAUGAAAGCUCACGGACACACUGCCCUACACAUGGCCGCAGGGCUGCACGGAAGCCCCGAUCAGGAGGAACUGAUCCGGCUGCUGCUGAGUCGUGGUGCUGAUCCCAGCAUCCGCAACCUGGAGAACGACCAGCCCGCUCACUUACUGCAGAGCGGAGACAAAGGAGAGAGACUCAAGCUCAUCUUGAAGAAGAAAAGUGCCUCCUCUAGGCGGCGUUUUACAUCCUUACAGGACCAAUAGUGACUUGGACUGAUCAGUCCCAGCGUUCCCCACCUUCUCCAAUAGAGGUCUAGAGCAAAUGACAGUACGCACAUGAAACAUCAGUCUUGAUAAUACGAUUAACUGUUCACCAUCAAUAUGUAGAUAAGAACAAUUAUUGAUUGAAUGGACCUUUGUCAAAUAAUUAAUAGCAAAAAGAGCUUUUAAAAUGAACCCAAACACAGUCGUCCUAGACUAGAAUGAAUCUAGAUCAUCUCUGGAGAAGGAUGGGUUUAUCUUCAGUAUCCUUUUAUGAGGAUUUUCACCUAUUGCAUCAUUUUAGUAUGACAGUAUAUCUUUUUUGAAGGAUCAUUCAUCGAUCCUGUACCAUAAAGCUGCUUCCCAGUUCAUUUAAAUGCUGAACAUCAGCAUUUUACUAAGUUCCUGAAUAGAGAUUUCAAUGAAAUCAUCAGGACUGUCAGUGUACCAGUCAAGUUUCCACCUUCAAUUAUAAACCAUAUUGGUUUGCUUAAAUGCACUUUUAAAAUCACUGUAUCAGUGGGAUAUUUUUAUUUGUUUUCAGAAGUAUUUAUAUGGCUUUUGGUUAGUGUGUGUUGCAUUUUAUUCUCCGUGCUCUUGUUUGUGUUACUUUCACUCAGGGGGAAAGGUCAGUUAUUUAUUUCAUUGCUUGAUAUGAAUGACAGUUCUCUAUGUAAUGCACUUUUCUCAGCAGCACACUUGAUAUCAUAGGAGAUGUGUCAUCCGACCAUGUAUGUGAAUGCGUUAUUUUCAUGAGUCAUAUACGAGGGGGUGAAAUGUCAGGGGGUUCUGAGGUAGGAAGGUACAGUAGUUUUGUCUUCAAGACCUUUCAGAAUCAAGUCACAAUCAUUAAUAUGAUUUAACAAUAUUAAUUCAGUGGAAUAGUAAGGAAGGGUUUUUGUAUGUGGGGAUCGUGUCCAUCUUGUAUCAAGAUUUCAAAUGUUGGAGGUUGUUGUUGUUGUUUUUGUUGUUGAGUCAGAGACAUACAUGAUUCACCAUGAUGUCCCUAUGGAAAUUCAAAUGAGGGAAAACACACGCUAAUGUCACUUUCUUGUAAAACAAAGAGAGGACUGUGGAUUUAUGAGAAUUAGUUUGAAAACAAAGUGCAUUCAUUUAUGACAGUUUUCUCAAUUUUUUAAUAAAUAUCACAAACACUUAGUGAAUGAAACCAUCUGACAAAACCGAAUUCUGUGAGAAUAUGAAGUAGCAUUAAAAUCUGCUUGAUUGAAUGUACAAUGUUUUACAAUAUUGUUUAUGGAGAGUGAUAUCAUUAUGAUCAACUUAUUCAUGUAUUUCUGCAAAUUAUUAUUGUUUUAUUAAUGUGUUUUGCAUUAUAUGUCAACUGACCAAGCCAAACUAAGUAAAGCUAAUCAAAGUAAAAACCAAGAAUGAACCUCUGUAACUCAGGAUCUUUUAUUGAGACAAAUGUCUUUGGUAUAUGACUAAUAUUUGGAUGAAUAAUAAAAACUCAUUUUCAUAUAA
Molecule: messenger RNA, 3202 nt
Organism: Rhinichthys klamathensis goyatoka
Lineage: Eukaryota; Metazoa; Chordata; Actinopteri; Cypriniformes; Leuciscidae
Gene: nfkbid
Product: NF-kappa-B inhibitor delta
Exons: 11
Coding region: 167-1723 (518 amino acids)
Biological process (GO): regulation of gene expression
Cellular component (GO): nucleus
Molecular function (GO): protein binding
Source: RefSeq, a predicted model, not a curated record